UGGCCGCUUCGCUCGCUUUCCUUCUACAUAUCUCACCUUCCUCUCCUCCCACCUUUUUAACCUAUUCCAAUCUCCCUCCUCCUCCCCUCCCCUCGCCUCCCCCAAAUCCCCGCACCUCCACCAAAUCAUGUCGCCGGAGGGCAGUGACUCCACCGUCAUCUCCGGCGACUCCAUUCCCUCCCCAUUGCCACCUCCCCCCACCUUCAAUCUCCUCGAACUAACCCUCAUCUCCGCCCAAGAUCUCUUCCCCUCCUCACGCUCCGUCCAUACCUACGCCGUCACUUGGCUCCACCCUUCCCGACGCCUCCGCACCCGUCUCGAUUCCUCCGGCCACACUUCCCCCACUUGGAACGACAAAUUCCUCUUCCGCAUCGACGAUUCAACUCUCUGCUCCGAUACAUCCGCCAUCCAAAUCAACAUCUACGCUUCCCGAUCCCGUAUCCUUCCCGGCCCCGAUACCCUCCUCGGCACCACCCGCGUUAUUCUCAGCACUCUUCACCCCUCCCUUUCCACCCGAUUCUUCGCCCUCCAAAUUCGCCGCCCUGCUUCACUCCGUCCACAGGGUAUCCUCAAUAUCGGCAUCGGCAUUGCAGAUCCCUACGUUUGUAGCCUCCCUCUCUACGCCAAUCUCCGUACCUCCGCCUUCGCUUACCAUGACCUAAUGGAGGCCGCUACGUCUCCCAAGCCGAGGAAGAAGGGAGGUUUAAACGAAAUCAACGCCACUCCGCCGCGGCUUCCGCAGCCGCCAGCCGCACCCCGCUGCUAUCGAUAGAAGCGGAUCGGUGGGCGGAUCAGGUGAAACGGAACGAGUAGUUUUGGAGAAGAAGCUGAAGAAGUGGAAAUCGGAGAUUUGGGCGUCGGAGGAUCAGAUGGAAUGGGAGAAAGGGGAGCAGUCGCCGGCGGCGACUGAUGAUGGGGGAGUAUCGAGAAGGGGAAAGCUGUGGAGGCCGAGGGCUAUGUCUUGCUUUAAUCUUGCUGGGCAAUAUGCGGAUGAGCUUGCAGAAGAUGACAAUAGCAGUACGAGUAGCUGGAGCAGCAGCAGCCAGCGGUGAUCGAAUUCUUUUUAAUUGAGUACGCUGGUUCUACUCUAUUGGGUUGCUAUUGUUUGUUUCUUCUUCUUCUUCUGAUCUCUUCUGACCUGCUGUAAAUUACUGGUUUA
Molecule: messenger RNA, 1159 nt
Organism: Phalaenopsis equestris
Lineage: Eukaryota; Viridiplantae; Streptophyta; Magnoliopsida; Asparagales; Orchidaceae
Exons: 1
Coding region: 128-772 (214 amino acids)
Biological process (GO): defense response
Source: RefSeq, a predicted model, not a curated record